This is a messenger RNA of Protopolystoma xenopodis, 357 nucleotides long. Lineage: Eukaryota; Metazoa; Platyhelminthes; Monogenea; Polystomatidea; Polystomatidae. The record is from the annotation of a GenBank genome assembly.
AUGGCCACCAAAAUGGUUGUACACGAAGUUGAGUUUCUCGCUAACAUGUCUGGCCGCGGAAAAGGUGGAAAGGGUCUUGGAAAGGGUGGUGCUAAGCGCCAUCGCAAAGUCCUACGAGAUAACAUUCAAGGUAUCACCAAGCCUGCAAUUAGGCGUCUCGCACGCCGUGGUGGCGUUAAGCGCAUCUCCGGGCUCAUCUAUGAAGAAACCAGGGGCGUGCUCAAGGUCUUUCUUGAGAAUGUUAUUCGCGAUGCUGUAACAUAUACCGAGCAUGCUAAACGAAAGACCGUCACCGCAAUGGACGUCGUCUAUGCCCUCAAGCGCCAAGGCCGCACGCUGUACGGCUUUGGAGGCUAG